GGUCAAUUCCGACAUCUUUAUAUCUGAACGAAGUAACAUGGCCUGUUUAAAGUCGUACGUAUACGACUAUCAACUGACAGAACUGACAGUAGUACUCAAUUGAGAAGAAUCGCGUACUUGCGGGGCAUUUUUGAGACCGAUAGGAAGUUAUCGUAAUAGUCGAUAGUGUUUUCAGCUGGUGGAAGCACAUUGUAGUAAGAUACCGACUUCACCAUCAUCGAACCGUUUCGUGAUACGCAACGAUAAAUAAUUAUGGGACAAACACUCUUGCUGAUAUGGAAAAACGGACUACUCAAGCUUCGGCAACCCGUCGCACUCUGUGUUGAGCUCCUCAUGCCGCUACUGCUGAUUGCGAUAGCUGCGGGUGUCAAGUCUACUUAUGUAAUCAAAUACACUAUCAGAGUCGUAUAAUCAUCGGAGCUGUACCCGUAUCGGCUUUGUGAAAGUCAUGUGACAAUGUCUUUCAACUCCUGUUAUCUUAUUGCCUGAUUAGGCAAGCGUUGCCUUCUACGGAUAUCCCCGAGAGUAUGCGCCGUUCUUUCUCGUUGCCCGCAUUCUACAACGCAAGCGUACAGCGCACCUCAGACGACAUCACUACGGCAUCUCUCUUGUUUACGCGCCCUAUAGCCUACACACCCACCGGGGGACAAGUUGAUGAAGUGCUAGACAUUGUCCGGGCGAGUGUGCUUGAGCUGGUGGGCUUCAAUGCGUCGUUUGUGGGCUUUGAUACUGAGGAUGAAAUGCUCAGUUAUGCGGUCGAGGCCAACGAGCAACUGCAGCUGCUUGCUGCUCUGAGUUGGGCAAAUAUAGACCAGCCCAACACCCCACAGGCGACUAUCCCAGCUGCUGCAGAGUACACCAUCCGACAGGAUGAGGAAGCGACGUACGAGACAGACAGUCAGUUCCCAGAGAGGAUACCUCUGGGCCCGCGCACAGGGCGGCGGUAUCAACAAUUAGGGUUCGUGAUGAUACAAAACAUGGUUGAUCAGGCUAUUAUUCAGCAGAAAUCGGGGCUGCCAUUAGUCCCAAUUCAAGUGAUACAGCAGCCUGCUCCCUAUCCGGCUUAUACUGAAGAUGACUUCGCUCGGGGUCUGGGCUUUUUCCUGCCGCUGUUCACCGUGUUCUCAUUUCUCUACCCCUGCGCCAUGAUCACCAAAAACUUAGUAAUGGAGAAGGAGUUACGUCUCCGUGAAGCUCAGCGAUUGAUGGGCUGCAAGAACCGCACCUUCUGGUUCAGUUGGUGGGUAGUCUCGUUCAUGAUUCUGGGUUCGUCCACGGCCUUUGUUGGCAUGAUGCUCUUGCUGACAAAGGUAGUCAGCGACACCUCAGCUGCAGUGAUAUACAUCCUGUUGUACUGCAACGUGUUGGCCACCAUCUCUUUCGGGUUUAUGGUCAGCAGUUUCUUCUCCCGCGCAAAAGUAGCAGCCGCCAUGGGUGCAUGUUUGUACUUCAUAUUCUACAUCCCGUACUUCUUCAUAUCGCCUAACGCGCGCUACGACUCACUGGGGAAUGGUGCUAAGUUGUUGGUCUCGUUUUUCUCGCCCACGGCGUUUGGAUUGGCCACCAAGGUCAUCUCGGGGUACGAGGAACAGGGAAAAACCCUGGACAUGAGCAACUUUAACGAGCCCGCCACCUUCAACGACGACUUUACCGUGGCCAUGGCGUGUGCAAUGCUUUUAAUAGACACAGUGCUGUACUUCCUGAUCACCAUGUACCUAGACAAUGUGUUCCCAGGAACGUACGGUAUCCCGCAGAAGUGGUACUACUUCGUUAGCCCAACUUACUGGCGAGGCCCGAAGGGCGGGCAAAUAACCGAAACCGACGAUGUGGAUGGAGCAGUGGAAGGAGAUGAUAUGGAGAGAGUAUG
This is a messenger RNA of Sphaeroforma arctica JP610, 1867 nucleotides long. RefSeq lists its product as hypothetical. NCBI's taxonomy places the organism in Eukaryota, Ichthyosporea, Ichthyophonida. The record is from RefSeq and is a predicted model, not a curated record. Gene Ontology annotation, cellular component: membrane; intracellular membrane-bounded organelle. The annotation marks the transcript as partial. Gene Ontology annotation, biological process: transmembrane transport; lipid transport. The transcript has 10 exons. Gene Ontology annotation, molecular function: lipid carrier activity; ABC-type transporter activity.